Messenger RNA from Asparagus officinalis (garden asparagus), 1697 nucleotides. Its product is annotated as DDB1- and CUL4-associated factor 13. Bases 126 to 1484 code for a protein of 452 amino acids. NCBI's taxonomy places the organism in Eukaryota, Viridiplantae, Streptophyta, Magnoliopsida, Asparagales, Asparagaceae. The record is from RefSeq and is a predicted model, not a curated record. Gene Ontology annotation, molecular function: protein binding. Gene Ontology annotation, cellular component: nucleolus; small-subunit processome. The transcript is spliced from 17 exons. Gene Ontology annotation, biological process: maturation of SSU-rRNA from tricistronic rRNA transcript (SSU-rRNA, 5.8S rRNA, LSU-rRNA).
CGUUUCUUUUCGCUCUCCCUUUCCCUCUCCCCUCUCUUUUCCGCUGUCCUUUUUCUUUGUCCUUCUUCUCGGAAUCUAGGGCUAGGGUUUAAGGGUUUCUCUCUCCGUAGCCAUUAAGUUCAGAGAUGAAGGUGAAGGUGAUCUCUCGUUCCACCGAUGAAUUCACCCGCGAACGCAGCCAAGACCUCCAGAAAGUUUUCAGAAAUUAUGAUCCAAAUCUGAGGCCGCAAGAGAGAGCUACAGAGUACACGAGGGCUCUUAAUGCUGCGAAAUUGGAAAAGAUAUUUGCGAGGCCUUUUAUUGGAGCUAUGGAUGGGCACAUCGAUGCUGUGUCCUGUAUGGCGAAGAACCCGAAUCACUUGAAAGGAAUAUUUUCGGGUUCUAUGGAUGGAGACAUUCGUCUUUGGGAUAUAGCUACCAGGAAGACUGUUUGCCAGUUUCCUGGCCACCAAGGUGCUGUCAGAGGCUUAGCAGCAUCUACGGAUGGAAAGGUUCUCAUAUCAUGCGGCACAGAUUCCAGUGUUAGGCUGUGGAAUGUUCCUUUUUCUAAAAUUAUUGAUUCUGAUGAGUCAGUUGGAAAUGCUUCAGAGCCACUGGCAGUUUAUGUGUGGAAGCAUGCGUUCUGGGCGGUUGAUCACCAGUGGGAUGGUAGUCUCUUUGCAACUGCUGGUGCGCAAGUUGACAUCUGGGAUCAUAACAGGUCACAGCCAGUGAACAGUUUCACAUGGGGUAAUGACACAGUUAUAUCUUUACAAUUCAAUCCUGGAGAACCAGAUAUACUUGCAACAUCAGGGAGUGACCGUAGCAUAACAUUGUACGAUUUGCGCAUGUCUACCCCAGCUAGGAAACUUAUCAUGAGGACAAAAACCAAUUCAAUCUCAUGGAACCCAAUGGAGCCGAUGAACUUUACAGCUGCAAAUGAGGAUUGCAACUGCUACAGUUAUGAUGCUAGAAAACUGGAUGAGGCAAAAUGUGUGCAUAGGGAUCAUGUAUCUGCAGUGAUGGAUAUUGAUUACUCUCCAACUGGUCGGGAAUUUGUUACUGGCUCUUAUGAUAGAACAGUAAGGAUAUUUCAGUAUAAUGGAGGCCAUAGUAGAGAAAUUUACCACACAAAGAGAAUGCAAAGGGUAUUCUGCGUAAAAUUUAGCUGUGAUGGGACUUAUCUUAUUUCUGGAAGUGAUGAUACAAAUCUUAGGUUAUGGAAAGCUAAAGCUUCAGAACAAUUGGGAGUUCUUCUGCCAAGGGAACGCAAGAAGCAAGAAUAUCAGGACGCUGUCAAAGAACGCUACAAACACCUUCCAGAGGUUAAGCGCAUAGUCAAGCACAGGCACUUGCCGAAACCAAUAUACAAGGCGGCCAACUUAAGGCGCACCAUGAUUGAAGCAGAAAAUAGGAAAGAAGCAAAGAGGAGAGCUCACAGCGCUCCUGGAAGCAUAAAGAUCCAGCCUUUCAGGAAGAGAAGAAUCAUCAAAGAAGAAGAAUGACUCACAGUUUUGCUCAGCUGAGGGAUAAAUUAUCACAGUUUUGUUCUUUAAGUUAAAAUUGCGUGUACUUCUGAUGUAAUGCAUAUCUCACCUCAUUCGGUAUCCUGGAAUUUUGAGGUUACAUCCAAUUUGUUAGCAGUUGGUGAUAUAGAACAAGUCCAUGAGUAAUCGAUUCAUCUUUGAUUCUAUUUGUCACAACAUGUUAAUGGCUUA